AUGGUAGGAAAUAAAAGUCCUCGGAAACAACUCGGAGGCAAAUUACCUGCCAAUGUGGAAAAACUGAAACGGGGACAAACUUCGAUGAGGCCCAGAAGGUUCAGCUUAAUUUAUUCUUCUGAUUCAUCAUCUUUAAGUGAUGUUUCAGAGGAGAGUACUACAAAUACACAAAGGAAGAAAACUGCUACUAAGGGAAAGAAAAUGUCAAAUAACGCUACAGGGAAAAGAAGUAAACUGAUACAAAGUAAGAAUGAUGACGAAGAGGGCACCGAAUCGUCUGACUACGAAGCCAUAGUCUCAGGCAAUGAAAGUGACAGUGAUGAAGAAGAUGAAAGUGACACGACCAGUUCUGAUUCUGAUGAUGAUAAUAUCGAUUUUGUCAAAUUGACGGCUCAAAGAAAGAAAAGAGCAAUGAAGGCGUUGUCAGCAAUUAAGAGAAAUAACGGUAAAGAACAGACAAGUUCUGCUGUACAAUCAUCAGACUCGGAAGAAGAGGUGACCACAAAUCCAAAAGAACAACCUUCCGUAGCAAUUUCCAAAUCAACAUUUAACGAUAUAGAGCUUAGCAGAGAAGAUGUUGGAGAAGAGGUCGCAUCUUCUACUUCAAAGGACUACUCUGCUCCAAUAAAAUCAUCAGCAAUUUUAGACACUGUUGAUCAAUUGAAUGUCCCUACCUUUUCAGAAAGUGACGAAUCCGAAUAUGACAUAGAUCAUGAUACCUACUUCAAUGUGAUACAUAACGAUGACGAAGAAGAUUUAAAUAAUAAUUCCUCAGGUGAAAUUGAUACUGGAUUAGAAACCGGAGAAGAUGACCUGCCCAUUCUACAUCAAGAAGAACAAAAUAUAGUUACAGAGCUUCAAAAUGAUGAUGAACUCUCAUUUGACGGGAGUAUCCAUGAAGAAGGGGAAGAUCCUGCCGAUUUGGAAGAUACACGAAAUACAUUCCAAAAUUUUAAUAAUGAGGAUGAUGAGGAAGAUGAAGAAGAGGAUGAGAUAAUGACUGAUUUUGAUAUUCCAUUUUACGAAGAUCCAAAAUUUGCAAACCUAAAUUAUUAUGAGGACGGCACAGAACCACGAUUGAGUUUGAGUACAUCUCUACCACUGAUACUAAACGAUGAAAAACGGAUCAAAUUGCAGAAGAAGCAAGCUAAAAAAUUGGAGAGAGAAGAACGUAUAAAGAGAAGAAAGCAAUUAAGGAAAAGACUAAGGGAAAAAAAUCAAACUAGAAGUCACGAUUUAGAUAGUGAUGAAUAUAUUUUCGGAGUAUUCUUUCAAAGUGAUAAUGAAUAUGAUGCCCAUUCUGGUAAAGACCCUCUUGCAAGAUACACAUCUAAGAAUCAUAUUUUGAAGCAUAACACUCAAUCCAAUUUAGAAUCACCACUAAAACGUUUAGGUGCGUUAUCAGACUAUGAUAUUUCAUCAGAUGAAGAUGAUAGUGAUAUUCUUCUAAAUGAGGCUCAUAUACCGUCUGCAGACGAUCACAGUCAUAUACAUGGUCACUCUGAUGGUGCAUCAUUAACUUCAGAAAGUUUACAACUAGCAUUGGAUGAUGAAUUAGAUGAUGACGAUGAUGAUGACAGUAGUGUGACAAACGUUUUUAUUGAUAUUGAUGAUUUGGAUCCAGAUUCCUUCUAUUUCCAUUAUGAUGAUGAGGAUUUCUCUUCUUCAGGAAGUAACCUAUCUGAUGAUGAUAAGUUAAAUAACGCCAAUGGUACAAGUGCGGAAGCUGUAGAGCCUAUUGUUUAUGUCGAUGAUGAAUCUACCGAUGAAGACGAUAAUUUACCACCUCCCAGCUCAAGAAGUAAGAAUAUUGGAUCGAAAGCCAAAGAAAUUGUUAGCGCAAAUGUUGUUGGAUUACGGCCUCCAAAAUUGGGUACUUGGGAAACGGACAAUAAACCAUUUAGCAUCAUCGAUGGACUAUCGACAAAAUCAUUAUAUGCAUUAAUACAAGAACAUCAACAAUUACAUGAACAGCACCAACGAGCUCAAAGCCCAGAUCUUCGUAAAAGUGAUACCAAUUCGGUGACAAAUGGUGAAGAAUUAACAUUAAAUGAGCUUUUAAAUAUGAGUGAAUUAGAAGAUGAUGACAAUGAUCCUGAGACUCAACCGUCCGCUUGGUAUAAUGAUAAGCCAACAGUGCCACUAUCCGCAUUCAGAAAUAAAGGUAUAAAUACUGUUAUGGACGAUGAGUAUAUGAUGCCUUCUUUGUCAACCAGAAAAGCUCCAAUUGGCUAUGUAGGUAAUGAACGAACAAGAAGAAAAAUUGAUAAGAUGAAAGAAUUGCAAAGAAAAAAGACGGAGAAGAAAAGGCAACUAAAGAAAAAGAGAAAACUAUUGAAAAUUAGGAGAGAAAGACAACGUCUAGAAAAGGAAAAAUCUUUAAUGGAGAAUGCUCUACCUGAGGAGCCACGCAAAGGAGAUGAACCACAUAUUAUCACCAAUCCGGAUAUGCAUGAUAUGCCAAAUUCCAACGACUUAUCUGGGCUUCAUGAUUUACAGACUCCCGAAAGCGUAGGAGGAACUAUGACUCCAUCAUUGUCUAGAAAGAACUCAGUAAAAAGUGUCGGUCUUGACGAAAUUCAUGAGAUAUUGGGUAAGGACGAUAACGACUUGUUAGACACCGGAGACAACGAUCUCUUAUACGACGGUGCCAAUAUUGAUGAUACUGCAGUUAUUGGAGAUGCUGAUGCUGAUAUCUUAGCUUCAUUGACGGCCCCAGUCCAAUUCAAUGAUUUCGACAACGGUGCUCCAGCUUGGAGACGUAGGCAAAGUAUUGCAGAGGCAGCGGCUGAAAACCUUCGUUUUACAAAAAAUGGACUGUUUAGUGAAACAGCCUUGGCAGAUAUCGAAGGUAUUAUCGGUAAUGGUUCUUCAAAUGGUGCAUUCAACUUUAAUGAAGUUCUACAAUAA
Molecule: messenger RNA, 2910 nt
Organism: Naumovozyma castellii
Lineage: Eukaryota; Fungi; Ascomycota; Saccharomycetes; Saccharomycetales; Saccharomycetaceae
Gene: IFH1
Product: Ifh1p
Exons: 1
Coding region: 1-2910 (969 amino acids)
Source: RefSeq, a predicted model, not a curated record